CUGUAGUUGCGGGUGUGUUAGAUGGUCGCAGGUGAGCGCCCACUUUGCGUGUGUGUUUUCAUACGUGUCUAGUGCGUUGGUCGUCUGUGAGUGAGGGGACAGCGCGUGAGAGGAGCGCGGGGCCGGUGGAGGAGGCUUGUGUGCUGCUCCGUUUGGAUACAUGAUUGUUUCCGCUCCCUGCCUGCUCGCUCGCGCAACCUCUCCCUCGCUCGCUCCUCCGCGCGCCGCGCGCAAAUCUCCUGCAUUUCUCACAUUUUUUCCCUUUUCCGCCGAGAAGUGGCACCCGGCGCUCGGGGAGCGGCUCCUGGACGCCCGUUUUGCGAUUAUUAAUAUUAUUACUUAAAUGGCGGUGUUGAGGGAAGGACGACGGUUGAAAAUGUUCGUCUUCUCCGAGCCGGGGAGCCGAGCGCCAGCCAGGCGCUCCCCCGAAAAAAAACUCCGCACGAAACGCGCCUCUCCGGCGGGACUUGUUGCUCCUCCGGGACUCGAACCCCCGCCUCAGCCUUCGGGGUGACUCCUGUUUUUCCCCCUAGUCGGCUCCAGGCUGCGGCUUGGAGGACCCAACCGCCACCAUUGAUCCCAGCAGCUGGAGCGGCAGCGAGAGUCCUGCCGAGGACAUGGAGAGGAUGAGUGACUCGGCGGACAAGCCCAUGGACAACGACGCUGAGGGUGUGUGGAGUCCCGAUAUCGAGCAAAGCUUCCAGGAAGCUCUGGCCAUCUAUCCGCCCUGCGGUCGCCGGAAGAUCAUUCUCUCUGACGAGGGCAAGAUGUACGGGAGGAAUGAAUUGAUAGCCAGGUACAUCAAACUGCGGACUGGGAAGACGAGGACGAGGAAGCAGGUGUCUAGUCACAUACAGGUCUUAGCAAGAAAGAAAGUUCGAGAAAUCCAAGCUGCCAUCAAGGUACGUCUGGCUUUGCCCAGUAGCGGGGGGCCUUUCAUCGCCAUGGUUACAGGUUGUUCCUUUGUUUUCCUCCCUCCCCCUACCCUGCAGGUGUCUAGUCACAUUCAGGUUCUUGCCAGAAGGAAAUCUCGUGAGUUUCAUUCCAAGCUAAAGGUCACAAGCAUGGACCAGACAGUGAAGGACAAGGCCCUCCAGAGCAUGGCGUCCAUGUCGUCGGCCCAGAUCGUCUCCGCCACGGCCAUCCACAACAAGCUUGGUUUGCCGGGCAUCCCGCGCCCUGCCUUCCCAGGAGCGGCCGGGUUUUGGCAGGGGAUGAUAUCGACAAGCCAGCCUGGAUCGUCGCAAGACAUCAAGCCUUUCGCCCAGCAGGCGUACCCCAUUCAGCCGACAGUCACCACACCCAUUUCAGGGUAUGAGCCCCCUACAGCCCCAGCUCCCACUGUGCCAGCCUGGCAGGGCCGCUCCAUCGGGACCACCAAGCUCCGGCUGGUGGAGUUCUCGGCCUUCCUGGAGCAGCAGCGGGACCCGGACUCUUACAACAAGCAUCUCUUUGUGCACAUCGGACAGACAAAUCACUCCUACAAUGACGCCUUGCUGGAGUCGGUGGACAUUCGGCAGAUUUAUGACAAAUUCCCCGAGAAGAAGGGGGGUCUCAAGGAGCUCUUUGGCAAAGGGCCGCAGAAUUCCUUCUUCCUUAUAAAGUUUUGGGCUGACCUCAACUGCAACAUCCAGGACGAUGCAGGAGCCUUCUACGGGGUCACCAGCCAGUACGAGAGUUCGGAGAACAUGACAAUCACCUGCUCUACGAAGGUGUGCUCUUUUGGCAAGCAAGUGGUGGAGAAAGUGGAGACCGAGUAUGCGCGAUUCGAGAACGGACGCUUUGUGUACAGGAUAAGUCGGUCGCCCAUGUGCGAGUACAUGAUCAACUUCAUCCACAAGCUGAAACACCUGCCGGAGAAGUACAUGAUGAACAGUGUCCUGGAGAACUUCACCAUCCUGCUGGUGGUGACAAACCGCGACACACAAGAGACCUUGCUGUGCAUGGCAUGUGUGUUCGAGGUGUCCAACAGCGAGCACGGAGCCCAGCAUCACAUCUACAGGCUGGUGAAGGAGUGAGGGACGGUGGCCACCCGCGCGCUCACACACACAGACACACACACACGCACACACACACCUUUCGCACAGACUCAACCUCAACGCAAGUGGCAGUGCCUCUAAAUUGAAAAUCAGACCCAGAUUGCUUUGCGGUCACAUUUGGGUGAAGCCUAUUAAUAUUAUUAUUUUUCUUCCUUUGACUUACUUAAUGUAUAUGUGUAUGACUGCAGCUGUGAAUUGCGGUACAGUUGUAUUAUGUUUUGAUACAAAAAAGGUUCAUUUUAAUGAAUGACUAGUCAAUGUUUGUAGGAAGAUGUACAUAUAAAGUGGAAGUGCAUAACAUAAGACAGAAUUAUCUGUUGGUUGCAUUCAUUCAGCAGACAACGUCUUUUUUUUCUGAAUUUGUUUCCACAUUGUGUUGUCUUGUAAGAAGGAAAAGAACUACAAAGAUAGUAGCUUUGUUUCAUGGCUUAUGUAAACUACAUAAUAUGUAUUUGAGUGUGUAUGUAUGUGGUCGCUCGUGUGUUUGUAUAGAUGUAUAUACAUGCACACGCAUACACAUGUACAUUUUCCAAAGAAAAAGUAUUUGAAAUAUAUAAUUUUGGAUAAGUACAUUUAAGAAGAAAAAAUGAGAGCUAUUUAGAAGAUGAAAAGCUUGUGGAUAUCGUAACUACAAGGACACUACAUGACUUAAGCGUUUGUAGUGUUCGGGGAGCACAGACUCCAGUCCAGUUUAAAACAAAAAAAAAAAAAGUUUCACUGCGUCAGGUGACACACACGAGUGAAUGCACUGUGAGAACCACGUAUUUACACAUGUGGUUUAUAUAUACGUACAUAUAUACAUAUAUAGACACACGUAUAAAUUGCCAUCGAGGCCUCAGCCUGGACAAACCGUGUCGUCGCAAUAAGAAACCCAUCAAUGAUACCCCUUUAAAUUCUCCUGUGCUGUGCAGAUGUUCUCCAACUAUGUAAAUGGAAAACGGAGUUUUUUAAAAAUUUUAGAAAAAAAAACAAGCAUCACUUUGGGAAGAAAAGCACUGCAGUACUUCUGAGCUGAUUGUCACCUUGUCCUGAGCACUUGGUUCUUCUGCUAGAACAUGCCUUACUGAGGUGUCGCCCGUUACGUUUGCCUUCUAGAUUAGAGACGAAAGAAUUGUACGUGUCGGGAGCUGGUAGGGUUGGGUUGGGUGGGGUGGGGUGGGGUGGGGGGGGUGUGUGGCUGUACGGCGUCUCCUUUGUGCGCCUUUUCUGCUGCAGUGCGUGACCUCCCAAGAAAGGUGCGCACGCAAUUCAUUUAUUAGACACUCAUAUACACACACACUUGCACACAGAGCUGUGUCCCGUGUCGCCUGGUCGCUGCCUACACACACCUGAUUCCUGCAAACCUGUGGCCUACGUUAAGUUUUCUACAACUCUGAGCCUUAAAAAAGAAAACACGGUGGUGGUGUGAACUCCAAAAGAUGCCAUUAAAGCUGUGAGCUCUUUCCUAAGCUGGAAGACGUUUGUCGUCGUCAUCACGUCGUGGGAACUCCUUACAGUACAGAACUGCCAAAGUUUAAAUAGUCAUACAGUGCCUUAGUGUAUGUCGUAACACUGACCACCAUUCUAUCGUUGGAGCUCCCUUUCUCUUCGUUUCCAGGACAUUUCGAUCAAUUUGUGUGAAUAAGGGGAAAAAAUAUGCUUGACUUUAUCUUUCACAUAUAGAUGCCAACUUUUAAUUAUACUUUCAGUGACAGAAACAAGACGAUAGAGAUAUGAAUUCUUUCAAGAUCUGGUCAUAUAGUUACUGUCAUUGGGUUUAUUUUUCCAGAGUUAGACAAUGUAUGCUGAACUGAUUUUGCCUUUAACAUUCUGAAAGACCAAAAAUAUGUUGUCAAAGUGUACUGGAUCUCAAAUCGUUUCCUGCACUGUCAUGUGAAGGUGCCUUGGGUUUGACAUCUCCAGCUUAGAAAAGACAAAAUAAAAAAAUCUUAAUCACUAAUUGUAGCAAAACCAAAAAAGUAUACGUAAAAGGAUCACCACAUUGCCUUUUUUAGGUUUUGUUAAAAAGAAAAAAUGAGGGACACCUUCUGUUGCCAUGGAGGCAGAUGUGAUUUCCUACAAUUAUACACAAACAAUGCAGAGGGUGAUGUAUAAAAUAACUGUACAGACAGCAGAGUGAUCACAGCUCCUGCUUAAGGGCCUUCUUUCUUAAGCAGGAAAUAUUUUCAACAAAACUGAUACUUUUUUCCUCUUUUUUUUUUUAAAAAAAAAAAAAAAGUCUGCUGUUCAAAUCAUUGUUUCAACUACAACUACACUAAAUAUGGGUUUUAAGUUGUAUGAGCUGCCUUGGACUUGUAAUUUUCCCUCAGAAGUAGGUGAGGUCUUGCUAAAGUUGCCUCUUCUGUGUAUAAACCGCAUUUGGUUCAUAACUUGAUAACCUGAACACUGUUUGGGGGUUUUCUGCCCUGCACGUUCUGCUCGUCCGGACCGACACUACCAUGAAUGUCCUGUGACUGUUAGAAUACACACUAACUGACAUACAAUUAACAGACAAACCUUGAUUCCCAUGAGCUGCUCUUAAACAUCACUUUUAGGAGAAGAAGAAAAGCUGUUUUUAUUGCCAGAUGUCCCCCCCGUUUUUAUUUAACUUUUAUUGAAACUGUCACACCAGCUCCUGUGGUAACAGUUUCAUGCAUCUGAUGUCACAGCUCACACUAGGAAAAUGGGGGGGGGGGUCCAAACACACACACACACACACACACACACAAAUCCAAGCAGAGUUAGUAAAACUACCCUUUGUGAUGCUACGUGCCUGAAGUAGACGAUGGACGUUUGUAUUAUUUGCAGUCUAAUAGCCUUUGUUUCGUUAACCUCAUUUUUACUCCUUGAACGGUGUACGACGGCCGUCUCGCACUGUCUCUGUACCUGUGACUCCGUUCCGUUUUCUGUUGUGCUGCGCGACGGUUCUUGUGACGACUUCAUUAUAUUGAGAUGUCACGUCGGUGGUGAUGCUGUUACCGCUGCGCUGCUGGUACUUCGGACGCGUCGGCUGCGGCCCCCUUUGCCCACCCAGAGGCCGUGAGCCUUGGGCCAUGUGGAACGCUUGGACGUCUGCAGGAAGUGCCGACGCCGAGCGAAUCAGCAGCUCAGCUCUUGUUACUUGUUUUGUAUUCUGUCAGUUUGUAGGUACUGGUACCUUU
Messenger RNA from Scleropages formosus (Asian bonytongue), 5179 nucleotides. RefSeq names its product TEA domain family member 1b (gene tead1b). Gene Ontology annotation, cellular component: transcription regulator complex. NCBI's taxonomy places the organism in Eukaryota, Metazoa, Chordata, Actinopteri, Osteoglossiformes, Osteoglossidae. The coding region runs from base 618 to 2018 and encodes 466 amino acids. Gene Ontology annotation, biological process: embryonic organ development; regulation of transcription by RNA polymerase II; hippo signaling. Gene Ontology annotation, molecular function: DNA-binding transcription factor activity, RNA polymerase II-specific; RNA polymerase II cis-regulatory region sequence-specific DNA binding. The transcript has 13 exons. The record is from RefSeq and is a predicted model, not a curated record.